AUGUUGAAAAGUUUGGCUAAUGCGGUCGGAGGAAAGACGGCGAGGGCAUGCGACAGCUGCGUGAAGAGGCGUGCACGUUGGUAUUGCGCAGCUGACGAUGCUUUCCUUUGCCAUUCUUGUGACGGUUCGGUCCACUCAGCGAACCCUCUUGCUCGUAGGCACGAGAGGGUUCGUUUGAAAACCGCUAGUGCCGGAACGCAUCGCCAUGCCUCUGCCUCCUCCUCACCACCGCACUCACCCACAUGGCAUCAGGGCUUUACACGUAAAGCUCGGACCCCACGUGGAGGCAAGAAGAGUCACUCUACGGUUUACCAUGAUCUUGUGCCCGAGAUGAGCUCAGAGGAUCAGACCUACGAGGUGGAAGAAGAGCUCAUCUUUCAGGUUCCGGUGAUGAACCAGAUGGUUGAUGAGGAGCAAUGCUUAAACGAAUCCGUAGAGACAAAGAUCGAGUUUCCGAUGCUGCCCGUGUGUUUCAAGAGUAGUGAUGAAGAAGAUGACAACGCUGAGAGUUGUCUAAAUGGUUUAUUCCCCACCGACAUGGAACUGGCUCAAUUCACAGCUGACGUGGAGACUCUCCUCGGUGGAGGGAUAGAGCGAGAGUUCCAUGCCAUGGAAGAGCUAGGGUUAGGUGAGAUGUUAAAGAUUGAAAAAGAAGAGAUGGAGGAAGAGGAACAAGUCGUGACAAGAGAGGUGAGUGAUCUUGAUGACGCUGGUGAGACUUCUCCGUUUGAAAUAUGCUUCGAAGAAGAAGAUGUGAUUAAGAAUAUGAUGGACGUGGGAGUGAAUGAGAUGAGUGCUGGGAUUAAGGAAGUGAAGAUGGAGAAGACUCUUAUGCUUGGAUUGGACUAUGAAGCAGUGAUUUCCACUUGGGGAGGCCAAGGAACCCCAUGGACCACCCUCAAGCCACCUCAAAUAGAUCUAGACAUGCUCUCUUGCCCAACCGGUUCCACGGGUGAAAGUGGAGCAGAGGCUUAUCAUCACAACCACUACCGCAGCUUAGGAUUACAGGCUGGGGAUGGAGGAAGAGAAGCUAGGGUUUCAAGAUACCGAGAGAAAAGGAGGACAAGGUUGUUCUCCAAGAGGAUAAGGUACGAGGUACGUAAACUGAAUGCUGAGAAAAGGCCUCGGAUGAAAGGAAGGUUCGUGAAGAGAUCUUCAGUUGCUGCUGCUCAGUACUAA
Microthlaspi erraticum is the source of this 1179-nucleotide messenger RNA. NCBI's taxonomy places the organism in Eukaryota, Viridiplantae, Streptophyta, Magnoliopsida, Brassicales, Brassicaceae. The record is from the annotation of a GenBank genome assembly.